UGCCCUUUUCUAACAGAAUGGACCAUUCCGCACCCCCUCAGCAAGUACAAGUGGUUUCCUCUGUAACCCGGUAGAUGUUUCGUUCUGACUGAAGUACUUCCUUUCCUGUGACAGUCAGCAAUCGAAGAUGGCAAAGAUCAAGGCCCGAGAUCUGCGCGGCAAGAAGAAGGAGGAACUUCUGAAGCAGCUGGAUGACCUGAAAGUGGAGCUGUCUCAACUGCGUGUUGCCAAGGUCACCGGAGGAGCUGCAUCCAAGUUAUCCAAGAUCCGUGUGGUCCGCAAGUCCAUCGCCAGAGUACUGACUGUCAUCAACCAGACUCAAAAAGAGAACCUGAGGAAAUUCUACAAGGGCAAGAAAUACAAGCCCCUGGACCUGAGGCCCAAGAAGACCCGCGCUCUUCGCCGGCGGUUGAACAAGCACGAAGAGAGUCUAAAGACCAAGAAAAUGCAGAGGAAGCAACGACUCUACCCCAUCCGCAAGUUUGCCGUUAAGGCAUAAAGCUGUUUUCGCAGUGCAAAUAAAGACCUAAAAUUGUUGAAAAAAAAAAAAAAACUGUUUUUAUUUUUUCAAAGUGCUGGCAUAGAGGAGGCAGAGGAAGUCUCUCUUUAGGGUGUAAGGUUAUCACUUCUGAAAUUGUCCAGGGUCUGCUGUUUCUGUAGAUCAUAGGCCACGUAGGCUCGUCCUGAACAGGUUCCUGGAUGUCUUGUGCCACAAAUGUGCAGUGAAAGCUGGUGCUUUAACCUUAUUUGGUGCCAGAAAAAUCAAAGUAAUUGAGCGUUGAGCUGUAAAAUUCAAAAUUCUCACCCCCUAAACUAAAAUUUGGUUCCACAGCUUUUAAAACGCCACAAAUCAUGCAGAAAGGAAAUCUUGGAAAGCCUCUGUACCUGGUUUGUUUCUUGUGGUGAUUUAUGCGUUUGGGGAAAAAAAGUGACAAAACGAGGCAUACUCUGCAAGUUCCCCACUGGAAGGGUUUCCAGUGUCCUUAUUUCUAAGCAACAAGAUAAUUUUCAUUUGCAUUUGGGAUUCCCCUUAAACAGUUCUGAUGUAAUACAGACAGGAUUUCCACUCUUUCAGUAUUGCCUUUCCACACAAGCCUCUGGGGUUUCUAAUUGCUGGCUCACUGAGGCAGCAGUCAUCUGAUUUUCCACUUUUUCAGCCCAACCCCACCUCAGCCUGAAGACUUUGGCCUAUACGCCUUGUGUUUCAGGUCCAAUAAAGAUAGAUUGUAUGCAGUGAA
Conger conger (European conger) is the source of this 1238-nucleotide messenger RNA. RefSeq names its product large ribosomal subunit protein uL29. The coding region runs from base 128 to 499 and encodes 123 amino acids. The transcript has 4 exons. Gene Ontology annotation, molecular function: mRNA binding; structural constituent of ribosome. Gene Ontology annotation, biological process: maturation of LSU-rRNA from tricistronic rRNA transcript (SSU-rRNA, 5.8S rRNA, LSU-rRNA); translation. The record is from RefSeq and is a predicted model, not a curated record. Gene Ontology annotation, cellular component: cytosolic large ribosomal subunit; ribosome. Lineage: Eukaryota; Metazoa; Chordata; Actinopteri; Anguilliformes; Congridae.